Zalophus californianus (California sea lion) is the source of this 3690-nucleotide messenger RNA. It is a transcript of the gene TPRA1, whose product is annotated as transmembrane protein adipocyte associated 1. Gene Ontology annotation, cellular component: plasma membrane. Gene Ontology annotation, biological process: G protein-coupled receptor signaling pathway. The record is from RefSeq and is a predicted model, not a curated record. Gene Ontology annotation, molecular function: G protein-coupled receptor activity. NCBI's taxonomy places the organism in Eukaryota, Metazoa, Chordata, Mammalia, Carnivora, Otariidae. The transcript is spliced from 12 exons. The coding region runs from base 336 to 1439 and encodes 367 amino acids.
CCUGCCGCCUUCAGGUUUGGGCCGAACGAAAAGGACGCGCCUUCCUUCUGGUCGCAGCUGCCGGGAAAGGCUGCAUGCCGUCCUCGGGGCCGGUGGGCCCGGCGCGCUGACCGCGUUUUCCCUUUCCCGCCGUCCCCCGAUUCCUGCGGAGCCGGCUGCCGGCGGCUCUUGCGCGACGCUCCCUGGCCCCGCCGCCCGCCCGGGGCGCUGAAGGCUGGAGGCCGGAGUCUCGGGGCCUGUGCCGGGUCGGCGGCGCCUUCUGCGGUGGCGGAUGAGCAGCCAGGGCGGCGGGGCCUGAGCACGGCCCGGGGCCCUCAGGGCCGGCUGCUGGCGGGAUGGGCAUCUUGGAAGGGGUGAUUUGGGCCAACGGGAGCACAGCCCUACCCCCACCCGUGGCACCCAACAUCAGCGUCCCGCAUCGCUGUCUGCUGCUGCUCUAUGAAGAUAUCGGAACCUCCAGGGUCCGGUACUGGGACCUCUUGCUGCUCAUCCCCAAUGUGCUCUUCUUCAUCUUCCUGCUCUGGAAGCUUCCAUUCGCUCGGGCCAAGAUCCGCAUCACCUCCAGCCCCAUUUUUAUCACCUUCUAUAUUCUGGUGUUCGUGGUGGCGCUGGUGGGGAUCGCCCGGGCCGUGGUGUCCAUGACGGUCAGCACCUCGGAUGCUGCGACUGUUGCCGAUAAGAUCCUGUGGGAGAUUACCCGCUUCUUCCUGUUGGCCAUCGAGCUGAGUGUGGUCAUCCUGGGCCUUGCCUUUGGUCACCUGGAGAGCAAGUCAAGCAUCAAGCGGGUGCUGGCCAUCACCACGGUGCUGUCCCUGGCCUACUCUGUCACCCAGGGGACACUGGAGAUCCUGUACCCUGACGCCCACCUGUCGGCUGAAGACUUCAACAUCUACGGGCAUGGGGGCCGCCAGUUCUGGCUGGUCAGCUCCUGCUUCUUCUUCCUGGUCUACUCUCUGGUGGUUGUGCUCCCCAAGACCCCGCUGAAGGAGCGCAUCUCCCUGCCUUCGCGAAGGAGCUUCUACGUGUAUGCGGGCAUCCUGGCGCUGCUCAACCUGCUACAGGGGCUGGGAAGCGCGCUGCUCUGCGCCGACAUCAUCGAGGGGCUCUGCUGUGUAGAUGCCACCACAUUUCUCUACUUCAGCUUCUUUGCGCCCCUCAUCUAUGUGGCCUUCCUCCGGGGCUUCUUUGGCUCAGAGCCCAAGAUCCUCUUCUCCUACAAAUGCCAAGUGGACGAGACCGAGGAACCGGACAUGCACCUGCCCCAGCCCUACGCUGUGGCCCGGCGGGAGGGCCCCGAGACAGCAGGAGCUGCUAGCACACAGUUUGACUCGGCCGGUGGGGUGGCCUGCUUGGACGACAUUGCGUCCAUGCCCUGCCACACGGGCAGCAUCAACAGCACAGACAGUGAGCGCUGGAAGGCUAUCAAUGCCCGAGUGUGACCACCGUGGCCGGAAGGCCUGCUGGGGCCUGUGCAGGGCAGGCUGGAGAGAAGACCAGGGAGUGCCAAGUCGCUGGGGGAGGAGGAGGAGGAGGUCAUGGGACCUUCUGUAGGCAGCAGCCCCACGCAGGCCCUGUCUCACCUUCUGUGUCCCCAGUUGCCUUUGGCCACCUCUGCUCUAGCUGGGGGCUGCCUCCCCCUUCCACCUUCCACCUGCCCUCUCCCUGCUCAGCAACAUGACCCAGACUCUGAUCUCUCAGGGCCAUGCCUGCCUAGGCCGGCUGAGGGCACCUCCUUUCUCCAAAGCCUGGGCACCCAGGACCAGUCUGGCCCUUCUCAUCCCUCUGCCUCCUCCCCAUGGCGCUUUGGCUUCCUCAAAGCCCACUCCGGUGGGUGGGCUGAAGUGUGUAUAUUUUCUUGAUCUAUUUUUUAAUAAAAAACAAAAGGAGCAGAAGGUGCGGCUGUGCAAGUUCCUCUUAGGAGCCCGAGGGCUGGGGUGAGAACCUGCGACAAUCAGAGGUCCUGGCAGGUCCCUCUGCAUCCCGAGCCCUAGGAGGCUCUGGGCUCCUUCUUUUGCUUAACAGAGAAACACUGGCCAGUGCACAGGCCCUAGGCUGGCUGCUGGGGAAGUGGGGGGGCAAGUGGACGAGACCCAGUGCUCUGUGUUCCGGGCCCCCGUCCAAGCAGACAAGAGACGUGGAAAGGGAACCAUGGUUCUGUGAGCAGCUGUUUCCCUGUUCUUUUGCAGAGCGUGGGGUUUGGAGUGAGCCCUGCAGGUCCCGUCCUUUCUCUGUGCCUUCUGCUCUGCCCUCCUGGACUGGGCGAUUCCCCUCCCCCUGCUCCAGCUCGCCAUCUGUGAAAUGGGGAUAAGGAGGCCUGUCUUGCAGGGGCUGCUAUAAGGAUUAGGAAAUAGUGAAGGGCCGGCAGAUGCUUAUGGAGCAAUAGCCAUAAUUCGAUUGUUUUUAGCCCCUAGAAUAGUGCUUGCCACAUAGUAGGCACUCAGAAGGUAGGAUGACAGGGACUGACAUCAGAAUCGAUGUGAUAAGCUAAACAUGGGGCUAAGUCAGAAUAAAGCAAGCUGUAAACAAGAGGAGGGAGGUGCUGUGUGUCCGUGUCUCUGCCAUUGUACCUAAGCUUGGCCUUGGGUCUUCAGGCAGCUGGAGAAAAAGGGCGUUGAUGGUUAUGUCAUUCCCACCGCCAGAGAGAGGUGGUCUCAGUGGGGCCACGGGGGUGCUGAGGGUCAGGCCUGGCACCCACCUGCAUUGCCAGCCCUCUUUCAUGGCAGGACACCAAGGGCACUAGCUCCAACACGGCUUGUGACUCUGGGGGCCAUUGUGUCAUGCUCCCCAGGAUCCGGGGCCCAGAGGGCUGUCAGUGGGCCAGGAGGUUCCUUCUCAGAGCUUUCCUGGAAGAUGGUGGGCGGGGGCAGGAGGCCUCCAGGGCAUUCCAAGAAGGACAAGUGUUGGGGGCUGGGUAGGGAGGCCUGGACAGGCCAUUCCAGAGCCGCACUCAGUACCAGUGGCCUGGGACGCCUGUGCCGUCCAAGAGGCCAGAGUGACAGCCUGGGUUUGCUCAGUGUGAUACCUGAGCAAACAGCCCUGUCGAUGGGGAGGCACCCACAGAAGAAGAGGCUAGAAGCCUGGUUUUUGUUCUGAUCUUAAAGUUUGUGUUUGUUUUUUUUUAAGAGAAACCUUUAUUUCCUUGUUUCACAAAUAAACUUAGCUGAAUUGGUUGCUUUUUGGUGAUUUUAAUAGGUAACAUGCACAUGGCAAAGAAAAGUUCACACGGUGCGGGGAGGUGCACAGUGGAGCACGAAUCUCCUCCCGGCCCUGGCAUUCACUUUCCCCAGCCCCUGCCCCAGAAGCACCACCAAGGCCAGGGGCUCCACUGCCGGCCCGAGUGCCUGUGUGUGUUCACACGUUACCCCUGUCCCGGGAACAUAGACGUUCUGUCGGUUUUUUCUUCACUUCACACUUGAUCUUCGGAUCGUUCCGUGUCAGGUGGCGGAGCGGCUUCACUCCGGCAGCUGCAUACAUUACGGAUAUACCGCAGUUUAUUUGACCAGUCCCAUUGGGAUGGAUUUUUGUUCCCAAUACGUUUUGCAACAACAGACAAUGCAGCGACAAAUAUCCUUAUAACUAUGCUUCCGGUAACUCACGCACGUGAUGUGACUGGAGCACACGGUCUUAAUUAGUUUUGUCUUACCGCCUUCCGGCAGAGACUAAUAGCUGUCCUCCAACGUGUCCCCCUUU